This is a messenger RNA of Sorex araneus (European shrew), 528 nucleotides long. RefSeq names its product myelin P2 protein. The record is from RefSeq and is a predicted model, not a curated record. Gene Ontology annotation, cellular component: cytosol; nucleus. The transcript has 4 exons. Gene Ontology annotation, molecular function: fatty acid binding. The coding region runs from base 53 to 451 and encodes 132 amino acids. Gene Ontology annotation, biological process: fatty acid transport. Lineage: Eukaryota; Metazoa; Chordata; Mammalia; Eulipotyphla; Soricidae.
UUUGGGUCUUCUGACUCUUACCAGGAGCUGGGUUUAGGUCUCACCUAUCACAAUGAACAACAAGUUCCUGGGCACCUGGAAACUUGUCUCCAGCGAGCACUUUGAUGAUUACAUGAAAGCUCUGGGGGUGGGAAUAGCCACCAGAAAACUGGGAAAUUUGGCCAAACCCAAUGUGAUCAUCAGCAAGAAAGGAGAUACUAUAACUAUAAGAACUGAGAGUGCCUUUAAAAAUACAGAGAUCUCCUUCAAGUUAGGCCAGGAGUUUGAAGAAGUGACAGCUGAUAAUAGGAAAACCAAGAGCAUUGUAACCAUGACAAGAGGGUCAUUGCACCAAGUGCAGAAAUGGGAUGGCAAAGAGACAACCAUCAAGAGAAUGUUGGUGGAUGGGAAAAUGGUGGUGGAAUGUAAGAUGAAGGGUGUGGUCUGCACCAGAAUUUAUGAGAAGGUCUAAGAAAAUAAUUUCUUCAUUGAAGUGGCAUUUAAUCAUUUGAUGUUGAAAAUCAACAGUUUACAUUGGCAAGAUCUGAC